Messenger RNA from Salvia hispanica, 1500 nucleotides. Its product is annotated as patatin-like protein 2. Gene Ontology annotation, molecular function: glycerophospholipase activity; monoacylglycerol lipase activity. NCBI's taxonomy places the organism in Eukaryota, Viridiplantae, Streptophyta, Magnoliopsida, Lamiales, Lamiaceae. Gene Ontology annotation, biological process: lipid metabolic process. The record is from RefSeq and is a predicted model, not a curated record.
CCAUUUUUGUCUACAAUUUGUCGAUCUAAAAAUAAUUAAUGGAGGAAGUCCCAUGCUUCCGGCAGACCGAUCAGCCGCCGGAGUUCGGCCGCUACAUCACCGUUCUCAGCAUUGAUGGCGGCGGAAUCAAAGGAAUUCUCCCCGCCGUCAUCCUCGAUUUCCUCGAAUCGCAACUACAGGAGGUAGAUGGGGAGCAAGCGAGAAUCGCCGACUACUUCGACGUGAUUGCCGGAACGAGCACAGGCGGCCUCGUGACGGCGAUGCUCACCGCUCCAAAUCAAAGCAACCGCCCUCUCUACUCCGGCAAGGGCAUCAAGCCUUUCUACCUAGAAAACUGCCCCAAGAUUUUCCCCCAAACACACUCUCUCAUUCCCUACGGAAGACUAGUGAAGUCGUUGCUCGGGCCGUUGUACGACGGAAAGUACCUCCACAGCGUCCUCAAAGACGAGCUGCAGAGCAUCAAGCUCAGCCAAGCCAUCACAGAUGUCAUCAUCCCCGCUUUCGACAUCAAACGGAUGCAGCCGGUCAUUUUCUCCACUUACGAGGCGAAGAGAAAUCCGUUACUGGAUGCUAAUUUCGCGGACAUCUGCAUCAGUACUUCGGCCGCUCCAACGUUUCUCCCCGGGCACGUGUUCACCACCACGGACGGGCAGGGGAAGUCGGUAGAGUAUAAUCUGAUCGACGGUGGCGUCGCUGCAAAUAAUCCCACUCUGAUUGCUAUAACGGAAGUGAUAAGGCAAAUGUUCGACAGCAGCGUUGACUACUUCCGAAUGAAGCCGGUUGACUAUCCUCGGCUUCUGACGAUAUCGAUCGGCACCGGAGCGGCGAGAGUUGACGAGAAAUUCGACAUAAAGCGUGCCUCAAAAUGGGGGAUCCUGGACUGGCUGCUGGAGGGCGGCACCACGCCGUUACUUGAGAUAUUUAGCCAAGCAAGUGCGGAUAUGGUUGAUAUUCACACUUCUCUGUUGUUCCAAGCCCUUCAGUCCCAAGACAAUUACCUCAGGAUCCAGGAUGAUGAGCUGACUGGAAUUGAGAAUUCGGUUGAUAUUGCGACCGAGGAGAACUUGAAAAGGCUUGUGGCAAUAGGUGAAAGGCUGCUGAAUGGUCCAGUUUCAAGAGUCGAUUUGAUUUCUGGCUUAACUGAGCCUGUCAACAAUGGAGGCACUAAUGCAGAAGCUCUCAAGAGAUUUGCUCAUAUAUUGUCGAGUGAAAGGAAACUUCGUUUGGGUUCGAAGAGAAGUGAAAUGCGCAGCACAGUCCCGCAGAUGAGGAUGAGGCAUGCCAAAUUCGGGAAGAGCUUCAAGAUUACCAAUACUCACACCAACACUUUGCGUUCCUAUCCAAUGUGUUCCUUCAAAGCAAUCACACCACGUCUUCAAGUGUUACUAUGAAACAUUGAUUUUAGUGUUAUACCACUUCCCUUCCCUGUUCAUUUUUCAUGUGUGUAAGACCGUACGGUAUUAAUUAUCAACAAAUUAUGAAAUUGGAUGGUUGAAGUUU